Messenger RNA from Erpetoichthys calabaricus (reedfish), 1493 nucleotides. It is a transcript of the gene npl, whose product is annotated as N-acetylneuraminate pyruvate lyase (dihydrodipicolinate synthase). Gene Ontology annotation, molecular function: N-acetylneuraminate lyase activity; 4-hydroxy-tetrahydrodipicolinate synthase activity. The record is from RefSeq and is a predicted model, not a curated record. NCBI's taxonomy places the organism in Eukaryota, Metazoa, Chordata, Cladistia, Polypteriformes, Polypteridae. Bases 442 to 1365 code for a protein of 307 amino acids. The transcript has 12 exons. Gene Ontology annotation, biological process: N-acetylneuraminate catabolic process.
CUUGCCGUAGUUGUCAGCUCUGGCCCGCCUUUUAAGCCAACACGGUUAAAGUGUAAAUUAAAAAGUGAAUACGGACGGAUACUCGUGGCUGGUGUUGUCUAGUUUGCCUUUGCAGAUACACGUUGCAGCAGCCUUUCAAUAACUCCGUUUAAGUAACUGAGCUGCAGCGCAAGUGUAUCGCAAUGUAGUGCCCCACGCCUCUGUGGCAGCUAAUCAUGCUGCGUGCGUGGGCUGUUUGCACAACCGAUUAAAGUGUGCAGAGGAGUAACGUGCAGCAAGAAGCUAAGGCGCACUAACGGACUCCUCCGCCCUCGGCGUUCGCUAUUAGUACCGAACUACAUUUCCCACAAUGCAUCUGGUCACUCAGCUGAAAAAAGGGUCAUCUGACCGAGCUGUCGGCUCUAAGUGACUGAGACAGAACCCGCGAGGAACGACGGAAAGAUGACUUCCUCCGUGAAACGACCAUUGACGGGUCUGGUUGCAGCUACCUUUACCCCACUCACCCCUCAUGGGGAGGUGGACGUGUCUGUGAUCGGCCCAUAUGUGGACUAUCUGGUGAACAAGCAAGGCAUCAAGCACGUUUUCGUGAAUGGGAGCACCGGAGAAGGAAUGUCGCUCAGCGUGAACGAGAGGAAGGCACUGGCGGCAGAAUGGUGUCGCCAAAGCAAAAAUAAGUUGGAGCAGGUGAUCAUCCACGUCGGAUGCUUGAGCGUCUCGGAUUCAAAGGAGCUGGCCAGACACGCUGCCGAGAUUGGGGCUGAUGGAAUUUCAUUAAUUGCCCCGUCCUUCUUCAAGCCGUCUAGCCGAGAUUGCCUGGUGCAGUUUCUGAAAGAAGUGACUUCCGCAGCCCCCCAUCUGCCCUUCUACUAUUACCACCUGCCAGCCCUGACUGGAGUCCACAUUCCGGCCGCCAGCGUCCUGGAUGGAAUACAGAAGUCCAUUCCCUCAUUCCAGGGCCUCAAGUUCAGUGACAAGGACUUGCUGGACUUUGGCUUAUGUGUCUACAAGAGCCCAAAGUCUUGGCCCAUGCUUUAUGGAGUGGAUGAGCAACUUUUGGCUGGCCUGGCCCUGGGGGCACAUGGUGCCAUUGGCAGCACCUACAACUACUUGGGAACGACUUUUAAUGAGAUCCUGGAUACGUUUGCAAAGGGAGACCUUGCCGGCGCCCAGAUCCUCCAGUUUAAAGUUCAGGAUGUUAUGGGUUUCGCCAUGCAGCAUGGUUUCAACCUGUCCCUCAGCAAGCGUCUGAUGUGUCUGCUGUCUGGCCUGCCCCUUGGCCCUGCACGCCUCCCCCUGGCUCCCUGCUCCGAGGAGGAUGCUAGGCUUGUUCAGGCUAAGAUCCAGGAAACUCUGGGGCCUCAAUGACACCCUGGAGGGCACAGCAGGGGUGUGGGCUUGGACUGUCUGUUUAGGGACUCUCAGUGCUGCGGGUGGAUCUGACUUUAUGUGCCUUGGAGCCGGCUGCUCUCUGUUCCUUGCAAUAAAUGUUUUUG